Molecule: messenger RNA, 135 nt
Organism: Ambispora leptoticha
Lineage: Eukaryota; Fungi; Glomeromycota; Glomeromycetes; Archaeosporales; Ambisporaceae
Source: the annotation of a GenBank genome assembly
GUCUCAUUUAUGCUCGAUAUCACUUUGAGAAGUGCUGCUGUUGCUAUUGCAAUUACUGCUAGACUCUUUUAUGGAGGGAUGGAAUACGAUCAAAGUGAGGAGCAUUUCACUAGACAUCCCCUGCACUAUCGUUAA